Molecule: messenger RNA, 780 nt
Organism: Sinocyclocheilus anshuiensis
Lineage: Eukaryota; Metazoa; Chordata; Actinopteri; Cypriniformes; Cyprinidae
Product: interferon-induced protein 44-like
Biological process (GO): immune response
Molecular function (GO): GTP binding
Source: RefSeq, a predicted model, not a curated record
UGUGAAAGUCGAAGAGCAGAGCUCAUGGAAAUGAUCAGGAAUCAUAAACCCCUGAUGAUGUCUGUGAGUCGGGUCAGAAUCCUAAUGAUCGGUCCUGUAGGUGCUGGAAAAUCCAGUUUCUUCAACUCCAUCAACUCCAUCUUCAUGAGCCGCAUUACCAGCAAAGCCAUGUCAGGAUCUGCAGGAACUAGUCUCACCACACAGUUUCGCACAUAUCCAGUGAAAGAUGGUCGUGAGGGAAAGCCGUUGCCAUUUGUGUUGUGUGACACCAUGGGACUCGAGGAGCAAACAGGUGCAGGACUGGAUAUUGAGGACAUCAGCAGCAUUCUUCAAGGUCACGUACCAGACCGCUAUAAAUUCAACCCCAUGGCACCGUUUCAACACAAUGAGCAAAGGGUCUACAGACCAUCAUCUCUACAGGAGAAGAUUCACUACGUGAUAGACGCCACCAAAAUCUCCCUCAUGUCCGACAAACUACAGCAAAAACUUGCUGUGAUACACCGAAGAGUAAACUCGCUAAGUAAACUAACAUUGACAAAAGCAGAUGAAGCAUGUCCUCUAGUGGAGAAGGACCUUCAAAGUCUUUAUGUCAGUUCCUACAUCAAGUCAAAGGUGCAGGAGGUGAGCUCUCGGUUGGGUGUGCCGGUGUCUUGUGUGUUACCGGUGAAGAACUACAGUCAGGAGCUGGAGCUGGAGCUCAACUGUGACGUCCUGUACGUCCUCAACUUUGCAGACGACUAUUUUGAUGAUAUACGUCCUGUGGAAGCCAACCCUAAAUAA